CAAAACAUUUGAUUGAGUCAUUAGUCAAAAUAGUUGAAACUACAAAGGUGAUAAUUAACCAGAAAUAAAAUCAUGUCAUCAGUUACAGCAACGUCUUCACUAGUUGCUCCAACCACUAACACCAACUCCAAUUCUUCUAGACGUUCUGCAAAUUAUCACCCCGACAUUUGGGGGGAUCUUUUUAUUCAAUAUGAUGAUAAGGAACCUAUGGAAUUGGAUGAAAUAAUGAAGGAGGUUAUAAUGCUAAAAGAAAAGGUGAGUGAGAUGUUACUUCCUAUAAAUGAGAAUGCCAGAAGUCCUUUGAGGGAAGCUAAUUUGAUCGAUUCAAUCCAACGUUUGGGGUUAUACCAUCAUUUUGAGCACGAGAUUGGAGAAUUAUUGCGACAAAUUCACAAUAAUUAUGUUGAAAAUGGAACAAUAACUCUUAACGAAGACCUUCAUUCUAUUGCACUUGUCUUCAGGUUGCUAAGGCAACAAGGAUAUCACAUUUUGACAGAUGUUUUUAAGAAGUUCAAGAAUGAGCAAGGGAACUUCAAAGAAACACUUAUUGGUGAUGUUGAGGGAAUGAUAAGCUUGUACGAAGCAACACAUAUGAGGAUUCAUGGAGAGGACAUAUUAGAUGAAGCACUUUCUUUCACUUCUUUAAACCUUAAAAUGAUGGCAACUCAACUAAAUCCUUCUCUUGCUACAAAAGUUAAUCAUAGCUUAAAACGACCACUCUUCAAGAACUUGCCCAGGCUAGUGGCAAGGCAUUACAUUUCCAAUUAUGAAAAAGACUCCUCACAUGAUGCAACAUUGCUAUUACUUGCCAAAUUAGACUUCAAUUUGCUUCAAAAACAACAUCAGAAAGAAAUUGGCAAUAUUUCAAAGUGGUGGAAAGAUUUAGAUUUUGAAACAAAACUGCCCUUUGCACGCAAUAGAAUAGUUGAAGCUUACUUUUGGAUAUUGGGAGUGUAUUUUGAGCCACAAUACUCAAUUGGUAGAAGGAUCUUGACCAAGGUGAUAUCCUUGGCGUCAGUAAUUGAUGAUAUAUAUGAUGUUUAUGGUACAAUAGAAGAGCUACAACUUUUCACUCAAGCAAUUGAAAGGUGGGAUAUAAGUUGCAUGGAUUUUCUACCAGAUUACAUGAAAUUUUGCUAUAAAGCCGUUUGGGAUGUUUAUGAAGAAAUGGAGCAAGAGAUGGCCAAGGAAGGCAGAACAUUUUGUGUAGUCUAUGCCAAAAAUGAAAUGAUAAGAUUGGUCCAAGCCUACUUUACUGAGGCCCAAUGGUUCAGUAAAAAUUAUAUACCAACUGUGGAAGAAUACAUGGCUCUCGGAAUAGUAAAUUCUGGUUACUAUCUAGUCACAACAAUAUCUUUCAUUGGAAUGGGAUGCAUUGCUAAGGAAGAGAUUUUCCAAUGGUUAACCAAUAACCCCAAAAUUGUUAAUGCUACAGCAAUAAUUGCCAGGCUCAUGGAUGAUAUUGUUUCCAAUGAGUUUGAGCAGGAGAGAGGGCAUGGUGCCUCUGCUAUUGAGUGUUACAUAAAUGAACAUGGUGUAUCUAGAGAAGAUGCAAUUAAUGUUCUUCAAAGAAAAGUGACAAAUGCUUGGAAGGAUACCAAUGAGGAACUUCUUGAUCCAACUCAAGUGCCUAAGCCUCUUCUUAUGCGAGUUCUCAAUUUGUCACGUGUCAUUGAUGUGCUUUACAAAGAUGAAGAUUGUUACACUAACUCCCAAGGAUCAACAAAGAAUGACAUUAUAUCUAUCUUAUUGAAUCCAUGUUCAAUAUGAAAAAGGGAUAUCACUAGCUUCUUAAUUAAUUGUACAUCUUAUGCACACUACAAUUGCAAUAUAUUUUGGCAUAGUCAAGGUUUCUAGCUAGCUUGUGUUAUCAAAAUCCAAAAUGUGGAAAUGAUGAGUUUGUAAAAUAACAUAUGUAAGCUAUUAUUUGAAAUCAAAGUUAGGAUUAAUAAUAUUUUGACAAAA
Molecule: messenger RNA, 1965 nt
Organism: Trifolium pratense (red clover)
Lineage: Eukaryota; Viridiplantae; Streptophyta; Magnoliopsida; Fabales; Fabaceae
Product: (-)-germacrene D synthase-like
Exons: 7
Coding region: 73-1770 (565 amino acids)
Biological process (GO): diterpenoid biosynthetic process
Molecular function (GO): magnesium ion binding; terpene synthase activity
Source: RefSeq, a predicted model, not a curated record